Corythoichthys intestinalis (scribbled pipefish) is the source of this 1665-nucleotide messenger RNA. RefSeq names its product pleckstrin (gene plek). Gene Ontology annotation, cellular component: plasma membrane. The record is from RefSeq and is a predicted model, not a curated record. The transcript has 9 exons. Gene Ontology annotation, biological process: actin cytoskeleton organization; intracellular signal transduction. Bases 170 to 1225 code for a protein of 351 amino acids. NCBI's taxonomy places the organism in Eukaryota, Metazoa, Chordata, Actinopteri, Syngnathiformes, Syngnathidae.
UCAUUUGUCAGACGCAUACACACUUCCUACUCACUUGUCUGUCUGAAGUUUUGACUACAAAGCAGGCAGAUAACAUUUAGAAAAAAGGAAAAGGAAAAAGAAAAAAGUGAGAAAGAAGUCGAUGCCCCAUCUUCGCACACUGAGGUGACAGAGAAGCUACACACUAGUGAUGGAGCCACAACAGAUAAGAGAGGGAUACUUGGUGAAAAAGCGCACAGUAUUAAAUUACUGGACCGCUAUGUGGGUGGUGCUGUCUGAAGACGGGCUGGAGUUCUACAAGAAGAAAACGGACCAGUCUCCCAAAGGGAUGAUCCCCCUGAAGGGGGCCACGCUCAUCAGCCCCUGUCAGGAGUGCGGCACUAGAAUGUUGGUCUUCAAGCUCACCACGCACACGAAACAAGACCAUUUCUUCCAAGCAUCGCACGUUGAAGAGAGAGAAUUGUGGGUGAAGGACAUCAGAAGUGCCAUUCGGUGCCUGCAAGGCGGCAAGAAGUUCGCCAGGAAAUCCACAAGACGCUCCAUUCGCCUGCCUGACACUGUCAACUUGAAUGCACUGUACACUCAGUUGCGAGACCAGGAUGAAGGGGUGAAAGAGUUAAAGCUGGAGCAAGAUAAUAGAAUCUUCAACCACUGCUUCACUGGUUGUACAGUGGUGGAUUGGCUCAUAUCCAAGGAGAAAGCCAGGAACAGGCCCGAGGCGCUCAUGUUAGCUACGGGACUCCUGAACGAGGGCUUUCUGCAGCCUGCCGGUGAACUUUCGAAGGAUGGAGCUGUGAGCGGGGAGAAAUCCCUCUUCCUGGAUCAGACUGAAGCUUUUUACUACUUUGCAGACAGUGGCUUCUUUUGUGAAGGCUACUCUAGUGAUGAGGAAACUCUUGUCAAGGAAGAAUUCAGAGGGAAUAUUGUCAAGCAAGGCUGUUUGCUGAAACAGGGCCACAAGAGAAAAAACUGGAAAGUCCGGAAAUUCAUUCUGAGGAAUGACCCUGCUUUUAUGCAUUAUUACGAUCCCACCAAGGGUGAUGAACCUCUGGGGUCCAUCCAUCUACGGGGUUCUGUGGUGACAGCUGUGGAUUUCGUACCCGAUGCCAAAAGAUACGACGUGGACGGCGACCUCUUUGAGAUCAUCACCUCUGAUGAAACGCACUAUUUUCUGCAGGCAGCCACCGCCAAAGAGAGAAAGGAGUGGAUCGAAGCCUUGCAGGAGGUGUCCAAAAGCGGGAAGUAGAACUGAUUGGCAGUCUCUUUGUAAUGGAUAUAGUUGCUCAAUAAUAGCAAACGAGGAAAUUAUGCAAUUGAAUUGUCAUAAUCAUAUGUAACUAACUGAAAGUUUUUUUUUUCCUGGUCAUGCAAAAAUUGUUGUCAUUGGAGAAUUUAGCUUCUCAUUUCCGCUUUCAUGAAGUCAAAGAUAGUGUGUGUAAUCAUAUAAGCACAUGCAUGUCCACUGUUCCUGAUUGGGAAUGUACAAGUAUAUUAAAACUUCCAAGUCUACUUCUUCACAUAUUCUAGUGAUUAACCCGUGGGCGUUUUUAUGUUGACUAAAUUCUUGUGAUUUUGUCCAAAGUAUGGCUUUUCCUUUGAAGUGUGAUAACUAAGUUAUUUAUGAAUAUUUUUCCACUUUGAACCACUCAAAAAUGUUCAUUGUUAAUGCCCGCUAUGGACAUUAAA